Messenger RNA from Radiomyces spectabilis, 1422 nucleotides. Its product is annotated as POT family-domain-containing protein. Gene Ontology annotation, cellular component: plasma membrane; fungal-type vacuole. The record is from RefSeq and is a predicted model, not a curated record. The transcript has 4 exons. Bases 1 to 1422 code for a protein of 473 amino acids. Gene Ontology annotation, biological process: oligopeptide transport; transmembrane transport. NCBI's taxonomy places the organism in Eukaryota, Fungi, Mucoromycota, Mucoromycetes, Mucorales, Radiomycetaceae. Gene Ontology annotation, molecular function: dipeptide transmembrane transporter activity; tripeptide transmembrane transporter activity.
AUGCUGGGUGCCCUUGUUGCGGAUCAGUAUGUGGGACGUUACUGGACGAUUCUUAUUUUCUCCUUCAUUUACAUGGCAGGCUGGGUUAUCCUUACAGCCACUGCCUCCCCGGCUGCUCUUGACAACGGCGCUGGUUUUCCCGGUUACGUUGUUGCUCUGAUUGUCAUUGGCUUUGGUACAGGAGGUAUCAAGGGUAUUGUCGCUCCUCUCUGUGCAGAUCAAUAUCGACGAACCGAUAAUUACAUCAAGGAAACCAAAUCCGGUGAACUUGUCAUGAUGGAUUAUGAUCUCAGUAUCCAACGUCUUUACAACUGGUUUUAUUGGGCUAUCAACGUGGGUUCUGUGAUCGGAGGCAUUAUUUGCCCUUUGCUGGAACUCAAUGUAGGUUUUUGGGCAGCGUUUUUACUUCCGACGUGUAUGUUUGCUCUGUCUAUCGGUGUUUUCGUCGCUGGUAGUCGCUUUUAUUACAAGCCUGGACCGACCGAGUCCGUCGUGCUCAAAGCUUGGAAAAUUGUACGAUUUGCGCACCGUCAAGCCAAGUUGCCGGAAAACAAGGAGGCCAAAAAAGCGUGCAAAGAUACCUUGGAUUUCGCCAAGCGCGACUCUCAAUUACCAAACGUAGCCGAAUGGACCUCGGAAGCUUGCGAAGAAGCCACCAAGUGGGACGAUCAAUUUAUCGACGAAUUGAAGCAAGCCAUCAUGGCCUGCAAAAUUUUCGUGCCUAUCUCCAUUUACUGGGUUUGCUACAAUCAAUUGAGCAAUAACUUGCUGUCGCAAGCGUCGCAAAUGAGUCGUCCGGCCGGUCUUCCCAACGAUAUCAUGAACAACUUUGACCCUAUUGCUCUUAUCAUCUUUAUUCCCAUCUGUGAUGUCCUUCUGUACCCCGCAUUGCGCAAACUGAAGAUCAACUUCUUCCCCCAGCAAAGAAUUACAGCUGGAUUCAUGCUCGGUGCAGCUUCGAUGGUGUACGCAGCUAUUGUCCAGCAUUACAUCUACAUUGACCAACAGUAUCUGGAAACGGGCAAAUCCAGCGUCUCCGUGUUUUUGCAGAUUCCUUGCUACGUAUUAAUCGCUUUCUCUGAGAUCUUUGCAUCCAUUACUGCCAUGGAAUACGCCUACACCCACGCGCCGAAAUCCAUGAAAUCUCUAGUGUCCGCCGUUUCCUUAUGGCCCAACUGUGUUGCGGCUCUCAUCUCCCUUGCCAUCUCGCCUGCUGCGCAUGAUCCGAACAUGGUCUGGGUUUAUACCGGUGUGGCUGUCGGUGGAUUUGUUUGCGGCUGCCUCUACUACGCCAUCUUCCGUCACUAUGACACCAUGGAUGAAGAAUUCCGUCUCAAGAAGCUGGCCGAACAAAAUCUGACCUAUCCUGUCAACGAAAACGUCUCGACUGGUGCCAGCGAAGCUGAAAAGUCAGGAUACUAA